AUGGAUGUGGAGAAGGGACGUGGUCGUUCCAGGGGUCUGAGCACCCUGGAAAUGUAUCUGAUAUUUGUCUUUGUAGCGAUGACCGGCACCUGCAUCGGCCUUGUGGUCAUCUACUUCAUUGACAAAGGUGGCUCUUCCACUAAUACAGAAGGACCCAGCUCAGGGUGUGAUGGUCCUCAGGAGCUGUCUGGAGAGUCCGGCACCUUCACCAGCGCGAACUACCCCAGCAGCUAUGACAAUGGCCAAAGCUGCACUUGGCAGAUCACUGUGAACCCAGACAAGGUGAUCCAUUUGUGGUUUGAGGAGUUUGCUUUGGAGGACACACAGCUCUGCACAGCAGACUUUAUCACACUGCAAGACUCACUGGGAAUCAUUGGUAAAUACUGUGGCUAUGAGAAACCAGAGCCACUGGUGUCACUGACAAACCACCUGACGGUCUACUUUGACACCAAUGACAGACAAACAGGCAGAGGAUUCAAGGCUCAUUACAAAGCUGUGGCUCCAGAGCUCACAUCGGAAAUAGCCGGAGCCGGUGGCUUUCUCCAAGGUGAUGAGGGGAAUCUGACAACUCCCGGCUUCCCAGAGCAGAACUACCCGAACAGAGCACUAUACCAGUGGAGAAUCACAGUACCUGAAGGUGAAAGGGUCCAACUGACGUUCACCUCUUUUGACUUGGUCCCUGAAGUCUGUGGAGACUUUGUUCAGGUCUAUGAUUACAACAGCGCCAGCCCUCAGCUAGCAGGUAAAUUAUGUGGGGGAAGUGUGCCGGCGCCGCUGGAAAUCGGCAGCAACGUGAUGGCUGUCCGCUUCAAAUCUGACAACAGUUUGACUUCAAAAGGAUUCAGUGCAACGUACAAGUCCAUCCCUCCUCCUGUUAGCACCACCACCACCACCACCACCACAACCACGACCACCACCACAACCAUGACCAUGACCACCACCACAACCACACCCACCACACAAACCCUAAUCCUUAAUGGACGUAAAGGAGUUAUUCAGUCCUCAGGUUUCCCAAAUCCAUAUCCUGCUCAUUUAUAUAGUUCCUGGAAGAUAUCUGUGUCCAAAGGAUUCCUGGUUAAGCUCCAGAUCACUGACAUGGCCAUCACAGGAGAGACUGGAAUGUGUAAGGAGGACAAACUGAUCAUCUCAGAUCAAUACAGCACUCUCGGUACACUCUGUGGCUACAUCCUUCCCCCAGUAAUGGUCAGCGCCAGUGACACAAUAUCUGUGACCUUCCAGUCUGACAGUCGCCUCACAGACCGAGGAUUCUCUGCCAAGUGGGAGGCUGUGUAUCCAGAGGAUAUCACAGAAAUCCAGGGUUGUGGCUUUUCUUCGAAGGAGGAAACCGGGGUUAUCAAGUCCCAGAACUGGCCUAUGAAUUACAAGGCCAACGCUGAGUGCAUGUGGAACAUCGUUGUGCCUUUGGGGGAAAAAAUCACGCUGACAUUCACCCACUUUGACCUCGAAGCCAAAGAUUUUCUAACGUCCAAAUGCUAUGACAACAUAAUGAUCUAUGACAUCAAUGAUCUGACUACUGCACUGAUUCAAAACUACGGUCCAUUUUGUGGGACUACGCUGCCUGAUUCCAUCCAGACAACAGGCAACAGGCUGGUGAUUCGUUUCCAUACAGACUUGUUAACUGAAGCUAAAGGCUUCAGGGCCUACUGGACAACAAACCCCAGUCUGCCUGCUCCAACUGAGCCACCUGUUCAGCCCAACCCCUGGGAUAGCAUCCCCAUAGACUGGCCCGGCUCAUGUGGGAAACCAGCCAUUCCUCCUGCUGUUGUGUCACGUAUUGUGAAUGGAGAGCCAGCCACACCACACUCCUGGCCCUGGCAAGUGUCCAUGCAGGUCUGGCCGGCCAGUCAGCCUGAACCCAGAUUCGCCCAUAUCUGUGGUGGUACUCUUAUUCAUAAGAACUGGGUACUUACAGCAGCCCACUGCUUUAUAAGAUAUGCAGAUGAGCUAGAGCGUUGGCGCAUGUGCCUCGGCAAACACAACCUGACCUACACAGAGCCGAGUGAGCGAUGCUUCAGUGUAUCUGGUAUCUAUCGCCAUGAGGGCUUCAAGUACCCCACAGUGCCCUCGGUGGAGUUUGACAUUGCCCUGGUCAGACUGGACGGGGAGGUGAUACCCACUGAUGAGAUAUCAUAUGCUUGCCUUCCCUCCAAGGAGGAAGUCCUACCUGGGGAGAAGAAGUGCUACGCCACCGGCUGGGGAGAUGAAACUGGUAAUUCCCUAAAUGCUAAAGCUGCAGAAGCUCUCAACCAGGUCGCCUUACCUGUGGUGCCUUAUGACACCUGUAAGAGGAUGGAUUACUGGUGGUUCCAGGUCAAGACUUCCAUGAUUUGCUGUGGUUAUGCCCUGCCUGAUGAGCUCAAGGCUGUUUGUCAGGGAGAUUCAGGUGGUCCCCUGGUUUGCCAGGACAAAGUCGGUGAUCCUUGGGAAGUUCAUGGUAUAACCAGCUUUGGCCCUAUUGGCUGCAUUAUGAAUAAGAAGCCCUCUGUGUUCACCCGCUCCUCUGCCUACAUCCCCUGGAUAACAAAUGUCAUCCGCAGAGACCUCUACAAUGAGCACACAUCUGGCUGUGGAGGGCCAAAGGACUUGACUGGAACAGGUGGCACUGUGUCCUCUAUGGGUUACCCUGACAGCUACAACAACAGAGCCCGCUGCCAGUGGAACAUCCAGGUGCCUGAAGGCAAACUGAUCCAUCUCCAUUUCCACAAUUUCUCUCUGGAGGAGAGUGAUUUGUGCCUAAAUGACAAAGUCAGACUCUCAGACAAAACAGGAAGUCUAGGAACCUACUGCAGUUACAUCCCUCCUGCAGACAUGGUGAGUGAUGGGAAUACACUUCACAUCAGCUUCUCAUCUAAUGACAAGGUGGUGGACACAGGCUUCACUGCCACCUGGAGGGCAGUGGACCCUACAGAGGCUCCAUGUGGAGGGAGUUUCAGCAGUGAUCAGGGUGAAAUUACUUCUCCUAACUGGCCUAAUGACUACCAAGCCCAGACUGUGUGCACAUGGCGCAUCAACAUUCCUUCAUCAAAAAGUAUUCACGUAGCCUUCACUCACUUUGAGCUGCAAGCUGUAAACCUGUUAGGAAAUUGUCUGGACUAUGUGGAGAUCUUCAAUGGUGAAACAAUGGCAUCACUCGGUCAAUUCUGCGGCUUUACCCCUCCACCGCUCAUCAACAUCCCUAGCAACACAGUCGUCAUCCGCUUCCUUAGUAACGGAGCCAGUCAAGAGAAGGGUUUCCGUGGUUACUGGACCACUGACACCAGCAUUAUUCCAACUUUACCUCCUCUGCCUAGUAAUCCAUGGGACAACAUCACUAUCAGUGAGUGUAGUGCUAAAGUGUAA
This is a messenger RNA of Archocentrus centrarchus (flier cichlid), 3360 nucleotides long. RefSeq names its product cubilin. Gene Ontology annotation, molecular function: serine-type endopeptidase activity. NCBI's taxonomy places the organism in Eukaryota, Metazoa, Chordata, Actinopteri, Cichliformes, Cichlidae. Gene Ontology annotation, biological process: proteolysis. Bases 1 to 3360 code for a protein of 1119 amino acids. The transcript is spliced from 20 exons. The record is from RefSeq and is a predicted model, not a curated record.